Messenger RNA from Penicillium cataractarum, 1521 nucleotides. RefSeq names its product NuA4 histone acetyltransferase complex catalytic subunit ESA1. Lineage: Eukaryota; Fungi; Ascomycota; Eurotiomycetes; Eurotiales; Aspergillaceae. Gene Ontology annotation, molecular function: histone acetyltransferase activity. Bases 1 to 1521 code for a protein of 506 amino acids. The record is from RefSeq and is a predicted model, not a curated record. Gene Ontology annotation, biological process: regulation of DNA-templated transcription. The transcript is spliced from 6 exons.
AUGGGCGUCCGAGACUCCGGCGAGGUGACGGGGACGCCCGACCCUGUUGAGAGAGGGCUCGCCACCAUCAACACCAUCACCCUCGGUGUGAAGGCCAUGGUGCAGAAGGAUGGCGAACUUCGGAAAGCCGAGAUUCUGUCAAUUCGAGAACGCAAGGGAGGGCUUUCAUUCUAUGUUCAUUAUGUUGAUUUCAACAAACGUCUUGACGAAUGGGUUCCGGCUGCACGUAUCGACCUCACACAAGAGGUAGAAUGGCCACGUCCUGAAAAGUCGGACAAGAAAAAGAGCGCCGCUAUCACUAAGGCCCCUAGCAAGAAUGUCCAGAAACAGCAGCGCGCCGACAGCCGCGAGGUAUCUGGAACCCCAGAUGCCUUUGGCAGUAAGAACCAGAAUGUUGCCAAGGCUCCCCGGUCUUCCAAGGCUGGGGGCAAAGAGAACCGUGAUACGCCUGGUGGCGAUGUUUCGAUGGCCGGGUCUGAGGUAGUCUCUGCUGCCGGGACGCCGAAAGUCUUGGACUCGGAGGAUCUUGAAAUGACAGAUGCCCCGCUCAAGGAUGAAGUCAAGACUGCAUCGGGUGAAUUGAUUACUCGUGAGGAGGAGAUUGAGCGGUUGCGUACCGGCGGUAGUAUGACCCAGAACCCGACUGAAGUUCACCGAGUGCGAAACUUGACCAAACUCCAAAUGGGCAAACACGAUAUUGAGCCAUGGUAUUUCUCGCCUUAUCCCGAUUCAUUUUCCGAUGUCGAUCUGGUCUACAUCGACGAGUUCUGUCUCAGCUACUUUGACAAUUACCGUGCCUUUGAGCGACAUCGUUCCAAGUGCACAAUGGUCCACCCGCCCGGCAACGAAAUCUACCGCGACGAAAACAUUUCUUUCUUCGAGGUUGACGGCCGUCGCCAGCGCACUUGGUGUCGUAACCUGUGUCUUCUUAGCAAGCUCUUCCUAGAUCACAAGACGCUCUACUACGACGUUGACCCUUUCCUCUUCUAUUGCAUGUGUACUCGCGACGAUACGGGCUGCCAUCUCGUCGGCUACUUCUCUAAAGAAAAGGAUUCUGCCGAGGGUUACAACUUGGCUUGUAUCACGACCUUCCCGCAAUUCCAGCGUGCUGGUUAUGGUCGUCUAUUGAUCGCUAUGAGCUACGAGCUCAGCAAGCGCGAGGGUAAACUGGGCUCUCCUGAGAAGCCACUCAGUGAUUUGGGUUUGCUGAGUUAUCGUCGAUACUGGCGAGAGACACUUGUCGAGCUAUUGGCGGAGCCAAAUCGUGAGGCGAUGAGUGAGAAUGAACUCGCUCUUCUCACGUCAAUGACUGAGAAGGAUAUCCAUGAGACAUUGCUCGUGAACAACAUGCUUCGUUAUCAUAAAGGAAACUGGAUCAUUGUUCUCACCGACCAAGUUCUCGACGAGCACAACAAACGCUUGGAGAAGGAGAAGAUCAAGGGCUCAAGAAGGAUCGACCCAGUCCGUCUCCAAUGGAAGCCCCCAGUCUUCACUGCGUCAAGCCGUACCUGGAACUGGUAG